AUGACACAACCCGAUGUCCUCGCGUCCACGCCUGUCUCGCCCCCCACGCCGACUAUAAUUACUGUCCUCACUCCUGGACCCCCACUGCCAUCCUCCUCCGUCGCCUCAAUAUUUGCUGAGACGGUCCCUGAAUCCACUACGACUGCACUCAAUCCUAACACACCGAUAAACAUCAACCUCACUACCUCCAAUACCAGCGAUGUGAACUCGGUCCAUACCUGUCUUCAUUAUGAUCGCACUUUCACCCCACACAUCGGCCUGGUCGGUCACUUUCGAACCCAUCUCACAGAGGCUGGUGAAUCAGUGCCUGGAGCACCAACGCACUCUCGCCGCAUCCGCCCCAACUGUCCACACUGCCCCCGCGCAUUCACUCAUUGCAUGGUUCUUCUAGGUCACGUAUGUAACCACGAAAGCGGGAUUGACCGCAGUCUCGACACGCCUAGCACACCCUGCACAUCCACCAUACCUAGCUCAACCCACACCCCGUCGCGCGGCGCGUCCACUGACAGCAGCUCCACCACUACCACCAUCACCGAAACCGACGCUGACAUCGCUUACUCUUCCUGUCCACACUGUCCCCGUAUAUUCACCUCACACAUCGGCUUGGUCGGUCACUUGCGAAUCCAUCGCACAGAAACUAGCGAGCCAGCACCUGGAGCACCCAUCUGCACUCACCGCAUCCGCCUCCACUGUCCACACUGUUCCCGCACAUUCACUCGCUGCACAGGCCUAUUAAAUCACAUGCAAAUUCACGAAAACCUGUGGUAG
Messenger RNA from Spirometra erinaceieuropaei, 768 nucleotides. NCBI's taxonomy places the organism in Eukaryota, Metazoa, Platyhelminthes, Cestoda, Diphyllobothriidea, Diphyllobothriidae. The record is from the annotation of a GenBank genome assembly.